Blepharisma stoltei is the source of this 1389-nucleotide messenger RNA. The record is from the annotation of a GenBank genome assembly. Lineage: Eukaryota; Ciliophora; Heterotrichea; Heterotrichida; Blepharismidae.
AUGAUAAAUAUUCUCCUAUUAGGAUCUUUUAGCUUUAUACUUGCUAAAGACCUUUCUUUUUAUCAUAAUUUAGUUGAAAACGAUGUUGUAAGCUUAGCUGAUCAAGCUGCAGCAUGUCCUAAAUACGUUUGUAAGACACCAUCAAUUUCUUUUAGUGAAGACACUUGCAUUUACCUUGAUAUGCCUGCGUCAACUUAUUACGCCCAGCCUUGCACAGAAAGUUCUUUAUCUUGUCAGUCUGGUCCUGAAAAUAACUCGACAUGUAAAGCUCGACCUAGUAUUUACUCAAGCGGCUUCCCAGGUGAAGGAUGUCAGACCUCAGCAGACUGUGCUGUCGAAGACUAUCAAGGAUGCGUUAAUUCUAUAUGCCAAGGGGCUCCAGAAAAUGCUGCAUGUGUAUAUACUUGGCAAUGCAAUCCAGGCCUUACAUGUAAUACCACCACAAAUACAUGCACUCCUCAGUUAAAAAUUGGAGAAACAGGCUGCACUUUACUAACAGAUUGUGUGAAUAACGCAGCUUGCAAUAUAACACAUAACGUUGGGACUUGCUUUGAGCUAGGCUCUUUUGAGCCUCAUGAUUUUGUGAGCGAUUGCAGCUUAAGUAAUGGUGUAUCAGGGACUAGCAACUUAUGCUCUUCGUGGAGCUGUGAGGUGACUAAUAAUGCACAUUUUCGAUGCUUACUUCUCAUCAGGGAGAUUUUUAUAAAACUCGGAGCAAAUUGCUGGAUUAAUUUAUAAAAUUAUAUUUUUAAACAAAGCUGUCUAAAUUUGUAGAAAAAAAAAAAAACUAUAUAAAAUUACCUCCUAUAUACAAAAUUAUUCGUUUUAAAAUAUUUUCAAAUUUAAUGGCUUUCAAAAAAAAAACCUUCUCAAUAUGUCUUACUCAUUAAUAUAUGAGAGUUAGAUCCUGUAAAAUCAAACCAGCAGCUGCCAGUUAAAUGCACAGCCACAGGAAGUUCUGGAUGCGCCUCUAGUAAAGAUGAAUUUUCAGGAAUUCAAGUCCCAGGUGAUUGUGAAUGUGGUUAUAACCCUGAAGGAGAUUCUUAUUGUGCAUUAUUCCCUGGUGACCCUCAAUAUCAAGCGUUUAUCAAGCAAUCUAAUAAAUGGUUUCAAAGCAAAGGCAUUUUCUCGUGCAACACAGCUGCAAGAUUCCAUUUCCUUUGUAUGAAGACUCACUGGGACUCAGAUAAUUAUAACAAGUACGUUUACUAUAAUUAUUUGAUUGAAGAUUAUCCUUUAAUGCAGUCAAGCCUAAGUUGUGUGUUAGACACCAUGCUGGAACCAUAUGCUGAGGCAAAAAAGAGCUACAAUGCUGGCGAUGAUGAUAGUUCAGAUGCUAGCCAUAUCAAGCUUUUAGCAGCAUUUGCGUUGGCUUUUGCUGCUUUUUAA